Molecule: messenger RNA, 2041 nt
Organism: Mustela erminea (ermine)
Lineage: Eukaryota; Metazoa; Chordata; Mammalia; Carnivora; Mustelidae
Gene: SLC25A43
Product: solute carrier family 25 member 43
Exons: 5
Coding region: 427-1452 (341 amino acids)
Biological process (GO): transmembrane transport
Source: RefSeq, a predicted model, not a curated record
GAGGGAGGAGAGCCCAGGCCAGGGGUGGAAUGUGGAAGGAGAGAGGGUGGUAAACAAGAGAGGGGAGGCGGCGGGGGGGGCGGGGAGCGCGGAAGACGCGGGAAGCCAGAAGCAGAGCCUGCGGGGCUUGGAAUUCUCCAGGGCACAGAGAACGCCGCCCGCCGCAGAGCCCAGGGGAAGGGCGCGGCCUCGGCCCCGGGGCGGCCUCCCCAGCCCCAGCCCCAACCCCGAGGCCCGCGCGCCGGCGAGCAGCCGGCUUCCCGAUCCGGCCGCGGCCCGCCCCACGCCGGGCGGGGCCCCGAGCCGCGCGCCGCGCCGGGCCCGGCCGUCCGCCGGGAGCCCGCCGGGAGCCGCAGUCCCGAGCCACGCGGUCCCCCGGGGUCGGGGUGGGGAGGGGGGGUGCCGGGCCCUGGCGGCCGGGCCGCGAUGGCGACGUGGCGGCGGGACGGCCGGCUGACGGGCGGCCAGCGGCUGCUGUGCGCGGGCGUGGCGGGGGCGCUCAGCCUCAGCCUCACCGCGCCGCUCGAGCUCGCCACGGUGCUGGCCCAGGUCGGCGCCGCGCGGGGCCAGGCCCGGGGGCCGUGGGCCGCGGGGCUCCGGGUGUGGCGCGCCGAGGGGCCCCGGGCCCUGUGGAAGGGGAACGCGGUGGCGUGCCUGCGCCUCUUCCCCUGCAGCGCCGUGCAGCUCGCCGCCUACCGCAAGUUUGUCAUACUCUUCACGGAUGACCUGGGCCAUAUUUCCCAGUGGAGCUCCAUCAUGGCUGGGAGUCUUGCAGGCAUGGUUUCCACCAUUGUGACGUACCCUACAGACCUCAUCAAAACCCGGCUGAUUGUGCAGAACUUGCUGGAACCAUCUUACAGAGGGAUCCUCCAUGCUUUUUCUACUGUUUAUCAACAGGAAGGGUUCUUAGCCCUGUAUCGAGGGGUUUCCCUUACUGUUCUAGGUGCUCUGCCCUUCUCUGCUGGCUCCCUUCUGGUUUACAUGAACCUGGAGAAACUCUGGAAUGGACCCCGAGAUCGGUUCUCACCCCUCCAGAACUUCGUCAAUGUCUGCCUGGCCGCUGCCGUAACCCAGACGCUCUCCUUUCCUUUCGACACAGUGAAGAGAAAGAUGCAGGCUCAGAGUCCACACCUUCCCCACCAUGGAGGAGUAGAUGUGCGUUUCUCAGGAGCAGCGGACUGCUUCCGGCAGAUAGUCAAAGCCCAGGGGGUCCUGGCGCUCUGGAAUGGACUGACGGCCAACUUGCUGAAGAUAGUUCCGUAUUUUGGAGUUAUGUUUGGCACCUUUGAGUUCUGCAAGAGGAUCUGUCUUUACCAAAAUGGUUACAUUGUGUCUCCUCUGAGUUAUAAAUUAACCCCUGGGGUGGAUCAGAGUUUGAAGCCCCAGGAAUUGCGGGAAUUUAAAAAGUUCUUCAAAACCGGACAGCUUAAGUCUAAAAAACCAACUCUCUAAAACUGACCGGAACAAUAAGUGCACUGACCGAAGGCGUGUUACAAUCAUAAAAACCUCAUAACUGUGCGUGCGCAGAGUAACCAGAGGAAACUCCCGUCUGCCACUCUUGGAAAUGGGAAGAUUUCACCACAUACCAGCUCCAAGCUCCAAACGCACGUCCUGGUGCCAUGGGAAAGCUUCCCAGCACAACCACUGCAUGGUGGCACUCCACCAGAUAGCUCCACAAAACCCAGCAUUAGCAAAACGUGCAAUUUACACUCUGUAAACAGGCAACUUACACAACACCAAAGAAAGGCAAUGGCCAUGAUCUCCAAGUGAAACGUCGUUGAAGCGACUGAGCAAAUAGCACAUCAGGAGCUCAGCCACACAGUCGCAGCUUGCACUGACCCACACUGGCCUCGCACUGCUCCAUUCCACCCAAGUCUUCCCAGCACACUUGUUCUGAAACUCCUAAUGUUUGCUGACUUCUGAGUGUGCACACUAUAGUGUAAAUUAUGCCUUAUUGGAAACUAAAUUAAAGGGGCACCUGGGUGAUGCAGUCAGUUAAGCAGCAGCCCUCAGCUCAGGUCAUGAUCUCAGGGUCCUGGGA